Cornus florida is the source of this 360-nucleotide messenger RNA. RefSeq names its product cytochrome b5-like. The record is from RefSeq and is a predicted model, not a curated record. The transcript has 2 exons. Gene Ontology annotation, molecular function: heme binding. The coding region runs from base 1 to 360 and encodes 119 amino acids. NCBI's taxonomy places the organism in Eukaryota, Viridiplantae, Streptophyta, Magnoliopsida, Cornales, Cornaceae. Gene Ontology annotation, cellular component: membrane; intracellular membrane-bounded organelle.
AUGAAUGUAAAUAUCUGUGGUGGCGAUGAGGUUUUGUCAUCUGCAGCAGGAAAGAAUGAAACUGAUGAUUUGGAGGAUGUCUGCCACAGUAGCAAUGCAAGGGCAAUGACUGAUGAAUUCUAUGCGAGUGACAUAAAUACAUCUAGCAUCCCUACCAAAACCAAGUGCAGUCCUCCCAAGCAGCCUCACUACAACCUGGACAAAACCAUCGAGCUCGUUGUCAAGCUCCUUCGGUUCUUAGUUCCCCUGAUCAUACUGGGCAUAGCCGUUGGCAUCCGUUUCUAUACUAGAUCAUCAUCUCAGGGAGUGAGAAUCUACAGGGGCAUUGAAAUCCAAUCUAUAAUAAACUUAUAUUGGUGA